Messenger RNA from Symbiodinium natans, 2035 nucleotides. The record is from the annotation of a GenBank genome assembly. NCBI's taxonomy places the organism in Eukaryota, Dinophyceae, Suessiales, Symbiodiniaceae.
AUGGCCGAUGGCUCGGGCAGGAGCCCGUUGCUAGACGAUGCCGCGCUUGGGGCCACUGCACCUCCAAUGCCACUAGGCCCAGAAACGAACCUGGAGCUACAGCCAUCCGCGCCCGCCGCGCCCCUCACGGCUGCAGAGCUGGAGCACCUCAUGCAGUCGCUCCCCACCGGCCGGGACCCGCUGCCCACAGAGCAGGCGCUCCGAAGCUUCCGCACGGCCACGGCUGGGAAGGUGGUGUGGGCCGAGCAGAUGCGGCAGCUCGCGUCAUCGACCGCGGGCGGGCAGCAGUUCUUCCGCGAGGCCUACGAGCGGCAGCUGAUCUUAGAUCCCGAGAAGAUCACCACCGCGGAUGGGGACUGGGCAUCCCCGAGCUGGGCGCCCAGCGCCCCACCGCUGGAGUCAGCUGGCGAGGCUUUCGGAUCGGGCGCGCAGGCAGCGCAGGCGCUGCUGAGCCAGAUACUGGUGAUCCGCUACGACGGGAGGUGCAUGAAUUUGGCGGCCAACACGUCCUCGCAGAGUUGGACCGACUUCGGCAACCUUGCGGCCAGUCGGAUGGGAGACGUGGUCUUUGACCCCAGCAUGCACCUGCUUAUGGGCAUCGGCCACUCCAGCACCGGAGUCGGUGUUGGCUCCAUCGUCAAGGUGACCGGGUUGACCGAGUCGCCAGAGCUCAAUGGCGCAGUGGGCCAAGUGGUGAAAUCGACAGACAGCCAGCUGGAGGUUGCCCUGCCCAUGGGGAGACGGAUCCUGCACCAGGACAACGUGGUGCCAAACCACCAGGCAGUGGUCACACGCUGCGCCGCCUUUCCCCUGGACCUCGCCAAGCCCGUGAACACCUCCGUGCUCCGCGUGCUCUGGUUGGAGCAGGAUGCCCGCACACCGGGGGCCAAGCCUUCGAAGGGCCCGCUGCACGCCAUCGGUGCGCAGUACAUGGGCAUGAGCGUGUGCGGCAGAAAGGAGGUAUCCCUGGGCGAGCUGCGAAACUUCCUUUGGAACCUGCAUUUGGAUGACACUCAGUUCGCCAAGGUACGCAAGCGCUUUGCCCCCAAGGGGGAUUACGUCGACUACAGCGAGGUGCUCUACCUACUCGGCCGUCCGCAUUUGCAGUUCCCGAACGUGCCAGUGGAUGCCCUCAUCUACGAAGCUGUCGUCUCCAUCCUUGGGCGCAAGCUGACCGCCCACAUCGAUCGGGACUUGGGUGCCGACGAUGACGGCAUCGGCUAUCGAAAUGCCUGUAGGAAGCACUGUGCGAGCUACUUCGUCUCGAUCCUGCUCCAGUCUGUCAUCUGGGUGAACCUCAUUGGUGCCCUGGUGGUGUGGCUCUUCAGCUUGGAGUUCGAGGUGGGGGUCGACACCUUGGACGAUCCGAGCAUCUUCUUGCCCGCGGGCAUCGCGUACAUCAUCUACUUGUGCCACGUCGCCUGCUGUGUGCGGUUGACGCGUGCGUUCGAGAACCAGACGGAAGGCAUAGAGCAGGUCAUGGCUGCCAUGGACAAGCCACGCUUCGAGGAUCCGUACUACGCCUGGCAUGUACAGUGUUAUCACUACGAGACAAGGACUCGUACGCGCACCAACAAGGACGGGCAGACGGAGACGUACACCGAAACGGUGCGGGUGAACACCCACUCUGCCUCGAAACGCGGCGUCAUCCCCUCGGAGGACCGGUCAGGGAACUUUCUGCCCAACACCAUGGCCGCACAGACUCAGAUCGAAACCCGCCUUGAUCUGAACCUCAGUGAAAGCAACUACGUCUCCCGGUACGAAGCCUGGUGUUGGUUUCACCGGUGGGACGUCCACCAGGACCAAAGCCGGUCGGAGGACCUGCACUCCCGGAUGACCAGCUGUCUGGCUGUGUGGUCUACACGGAACAUGCCAUGCUGGCUUGGACCGCGCUGCUAUUGGCUGAUGAACCUUCUGGCCCUAAGCUUUUUCUUCCGGAUCCUGGCACAGAGCCGACUCGGGCACCAGGAGUACACCUACUCGAACCCUGAGUCUUCUUGGCAUGCGACCCUCGUCGGGCCUAGACCUUGUUCAG